CUUUUUUUCUAUUUUCAAAAUUUUCUUUUUUAUUAAAAUUUUUGGAAAUAUUUUUUGUUUUCGAAAUUAAUGUUGGUUUUAAUUUAAAUGGCUUCAAAUACCAAAAAUCCCAGUGAAUCCCCACAAAAAGAAAGAAAAUCUUUGGAUGAGGUGGAGGAAAAAUCGUAUACAGCACCAGAUGUACCUAGAGUUAAACUGAAUAAUGAUAAAGAAAUACCUGUAAUAGGUCUGGGAACGAGUAAACUACAAACCAAGUGCAAGGAACUGGUGGGAGAUGCCCUUAAAUUGGGUUAUCGUCAUAUAGAUUGCGCCGAAGUUGAUGGUAAUGAAAAGGAAAUUGGUGAAGCUAUCAAGGAAUACAUUAAGAAGGGUUUAAUAACAAGAGACGACAUAUUUGUCACUAGCAAGUUGUGGAAUAAUCAUCAUACUCCACAACUGGUGCGUAAAGCUUGUGAAGCCUCCAUAAAGAAAUUGGGACUUAGCUAUUUAGACUGCUAUAUAAUGCAUACGCCUAUGGCCUUUCGGGAGGGUGAUAUUUACCAACCGAAAGAUGAAAAUGAUAAGUUAAUAUAUUCCGAAGUAGAUUUCUUACAAACCUGGCGUGCUAUGGAAAAAUUAGUACAAAAUGGUUUGGUUAAGACUUUAGGAUUGGCCAAUUUCAAUAUACGACAGCUAAAUAUUUUACUGGAAAAAGCUCAUAUUAAACCGGCUGUUCUGCAUGUCGAAUGUCAUCCGUAUUUAAAUCAACAAAUAUUAAUGGAUUUUUGUGCGGCCAAUGAUAUUGUGGUGGUAGCACAACAUUGUCUGGGUAGUCCUUCGAAUAUUUAUCGUUUGCAUAAUAAAAUUCCCCUAACGCAUAAUGAGAAGAUUUUGGAAAUAGCAAAGAAAACAAAACAUACACCGGCUCAGGUUUUGAUCCGUUACCAAAUUCAGAGGGGAAAUAUUGUUAUAGCUACGGCCGUGAAACGAUUAUAUAUGAGAGAGAAUAUUUUAAGUGUUGGCUUCAAGUUGGGUUCGCAGGCUAUGGCGGAUAUAGAUGAAUUGGAUACGGGUACUAGGGUGUAUGCUUUAGAAGAUUGUAAAGGUCAUCCGCAUCAUCCUUUCGAAAAAGAUUUAUAUUAAUUU
Messenger RNA from Lucilia cuprina (Australian sheep blowfly), 1125 nucleotides. Its product is annotated as aldo-keto reductase family 1 member C23-like. NCBI's taxonomy places the organism in Eukaryota, Metazoa, Arthropoda, Insecta, Diptera, Calliphoridae. The record is from RefSeq and is a predicted model, not a curated record. Bases 88 to 1122 code for a protein of 344 amino acids. The transcript has 4 exons. Gene Ontology annotation, molecular function: aldose reductase (NADPH) activity. Gene Ontology annotation, cellular component: cytosol.